Closterium sp. NIES-67 is the source of this 1730-nucleotide messenger RNA. The record is from the annotation of a GenBank genome assembly. NCBI's taxonomy places the organism in Eukaryota, Viridiplantae, Streptophyta, Zygnematophyceae, Desmidiales, Closteriaceae.
GCGUGUUGCUUCUCUUGUAGUGAGAACGGGGGAUAGUCCUUGGUCUAGGAGCAUCUACGCAGCAUUUAGCAGCGCGGGGAACACCUUGAUCAACUGGCAUCCCCGGUAAAUAGUCCCUCUCUAUCUCUCUCUUUGCUAGGGACAUCUUUCCUCCCCUAAGCAAUCAUGGCGACCGUUGAAGCUCCUGCGCUUCGCGCGGCUGCAUUGGCGAGUGCUCGUCCCGGUCUGUCCGCAUCCAGCUCACGGCGCACCGUGGGAUGGCAGGCCGUGAGCCACUCCGCUGGUUUUAAGAAGCUCGCGGAGAGCGUUCGUGGAACGGUGAAGGUUAGGGCUGUAGCGGAGAUCAAGCCAGCGACUGCUGAAUCAGCAAAGAUGAAGGAUGUCGCCCGCCCUGACUCGUUCGGACGUUACGGCCAGUUCGGCGGCAAGUACGUGCCGGAGACCCUCAUGGCCGCCUUGGAUAAUCUCGAGAAGACUUAUAACGAGACGAUCAAGGAUCCCGCGUUCCAGGCGGAGUUCAACUCCAUCCUCAAGGACUACGUGGGUCGCGAGUCGCCGCUUUACUUCGCGGAGCGCCUCACGCAGCACUACUCGCGCCCCGACCCCGACGCGCCCGCCGACUCCCCCCGCCGCAUCGGCCCGCACAUCUACCUGAAGCGCGAGGACCUGAACCACACGGGCGCGCACAAGAUCAACAACGCCAUCGGGCAGGUCCUCCUGGCCAAGCGCAUUGGCAAGAAGCGCAUCAUUGCCGAAACGGGCGCGGGGCAGCACGGCGUGGCCACGGCGACGGUGUGCGCGCGGUUCGGGCUGGACUGCAUCGUGUACAUGGGCGCUGAGGACAUGCGGCGGCAGGCGCUCAACGUGUUCCGCAUGCGGCUGCUGGGCGCCGAGGUGCGCGCAGUGCACAGCGGCACGCGCACGCUCAAGGACGCCACGUCAGAGGCCAUCCGCGACUGGGUGACCAACGUCGACACCACGCACUACAUCCUCGGCUCCGCUGCUGGCCCGCACCCCUACCCCAUGAUCGUGCGCGAUUUCCAGGCCAUCAUUGGUCGUGAGGCAAAGAAGCAGUCCUUCGAGAAGUUUGGCCGGCUGCCCGACGUGCUGCUGGCGUGCGUGGGGGGCGGGUCGAACGCGAUGGGUCUGUUCCACGACUUUGUGGAGGACGAGGGCGUGAGGAUGAUCGGCGUGGAGGCGGCGGGGCAUGGCGUGCACACGGACAAGCACGCCGCCACGCUCACCGCGGGGGAGGUGGGCGUGCUGCACGGCGCCAUGAGCUACCUGCUGCAGGACUCGGAUGGGCAGAUCAUUGAGCCGCACAGCAUCAGCGCGGGCCUUGACUACCCCGGAGUGGGCCCCGAGCACAGCUUCCUCAAGGACAUUGGACGGGCGGAGUACUUUAGUGUGACCGACGACGAGGCCCUGCAAGCGUUCAAGCGCGUGUCGCGGUUGGAAGGCAUCAUCCCGGCCCUCGAGACGUCCCAUGCCUUGGCCUAUCUAGAGUACCUGUGCCCCCAGCUGGCCGACGGCACCAAGGUCAUUGUUUGCUUCAGUGGGCGCGGUGACAAGGAUGUCAACACAGUCAUUAACCUGCUCGGGGAGGACCUUUGAACAGUGUGUCUUGCCCACUUGUGUACAACCUGCCAUCAUGUGAAUGAUUGCCCUCCUAAUAAUGCUUGGGAAGUAUGGUCUUGUAUUGUGCUCAGACUCUCAACGCCAUGCUUGUA